AUUAGAUCUCACGUAAGAGACCCCGCGCCAAGUCUGGCCUGCCUGAUUCUCCCGCAGGUAACAAUAAUACUUUGGCUUUUGAGUCUGUAUGCUAGCUUCAUAGCGCAAUCUAUUGAUAAAGCAAACCUCAGAAACCCACCACAAAAUGAGUUUUGGGUUUAGUGUUGGAGACUUCCUAGCCGUCAUUGAACUCAUUAACAGAGUCCGAAAAGACUUCGUGAGGGCCUCAGACCAAUUCCCACAAAUUUGCAAAGAACUCGGGCGUCUCGAAAACACUACACGUGAUAUCGAUGUGCUGUUAUCUACACGACAAAUUUCGCAAAAUCAUCAAGAACGUAUUCGCGACAUUAUCCAAGAAUGUAACAGCAUCUUGAAGGAUGCAGACAUGCUAAUAGAUAAGUAUUCUGCCUUGGCAUCUCGAGGAACCAGUAUCAAAGAGAAAGCAACACGACUACGGGACCGAUUGACUUGGGAUCCCGACGAUGUCCACGAACUUCAGGGUCGUAUUGGUGGAAUUCUCGAGUCCUGCAAUCUCCUGGUUGGUAUGCUGAAUGAACAGAAUAUUAUCAAGCUGGUGAAGGGACAGGAACGGCAAGAGCAACGAGAACAGGCUCGCGAAGGCCAAGACCAAAAACGAAUUCAACAACACGUUCUCAACUGGCUUACACCGCUCAAUUAUUCUGCGCAGCAAUUAGACUUGACUAGCCAACGCCAAGCUGGAACAGGCCAAUGGCUGCUUGAUUCGACAGAAUAUAGACACUGGUUGUCAGCAAAACAGGAAGCGCUAUUCUUCCCAGGCAUCCCUGGAGCGGGUAAGACGAUGAUUGCAUCUCUUGUGGUCGAAAGUUUACAUCAACUUCACCGUGACGAUGAGAAUAUCGGUAUAUGUUACAUAUUUCUAAGCUACAAUCAAAAAAACGAAGAUCAAAGGCUUAAUCAGCUUGUUGCUAGUCUACUCCAGCAACUAGCAAACAGCAAGCCGACUCUGGCCGAACCCGUGAGACUGCUUUACGAAUAUCAUGAGACAAGGAACAGUCGGCCAUCUUUUCAAGAGCUUUGCGAUACACUCCAUGUGCUGACAAAAUCUUAUUCUCGAGUUUUCAUCGUUGUCGAUGCACUUGACGAAUUGCAAAUGCAGAAUGAUAGCCUCCGGUCAACAUUGAUAGACGAGCUUCUAAAUCUGUGGUCGAACUUCGAAGUCAAUAUUCUCGUCACUUCACGUUUCAUACCAGAAAUCACAGCGAGGUUCGAAAAGGGCGUAACGAAAGUAGAGAUCCGUGCCCGUAAUGAUGACAUCACUAAAUAUAUGGACGGGAAGUUGCCUACCCUUCCAGGAUUCAUCGCCCGCGACGAAAAUUUCUGGACAGAGAUCAAGCAGAAGAUUGUGGAAUGUGUGGACGGAAUGUUUUUGCUUGCACGUCUCCAUUGUGACGCCUUAAGGGGUCAAGUUACGCGAAAAGCAGUCCGUAAUAUGUUGAACAAACUGUUACGAGGGUCAAGCGCUAGUGACUCCGAGGAGAGCAAUGCGAUGCUUCGCUCCGCAUAUAAAGACGCAUUACUUCGGAUUAAGGGUCAGCCACAGAACCAGGCUGAUCUUGCCUUGCAAACUCUAAUGUGGAUGACUUCCACCAAAAGACCUCUGAAUACUCUGGAGCUGAGGCAUGCUCUUGCAGUUGAGCCGGAUUCUGAAGAGUUUGACGCCGAUAAUCUUCCAGAUCUCGAAGAUAUGAUCUCUUACUGCUGCGGAUUAGUCACUAUUGAUGAAGAAGGCCAGGUUGUUCGACUUGUCCACUACACCACACAGGAAUACUUCGAGCGCGAGCGCAACUCAAUUUUUCCUAAAGCAAACAGCUUAAUCGCGCAGACAUGUCUCACGUACCUAUGUUAUGAUACAUUCGGAUCUGGGGGAUGUGAUACCGAGGAAGAGCUACGGUCCCGACUGCGCGCUUACCCCUUAUAUGACUUCGCUAGUCAUUAUUGGGGGAUCCACGCAUUGUUGGCUUCCGAUUAUCAAUUUUGCUACAAACUUCUCUCAGUUAUAUCUAAAGUCCAAGCCUGCCGUCAAGCAAUGCUCUUCAGAGUAUAUGAUGGUUACGUAUUCGAACCUUACCCAAAUUUGCAACCGAAAGGAUUAGAUUACACAAAUUACCAGCCAAAAGGAUUCUACGACAAAUAUGUCAAAGCAAAAGGAUUCACUGGAUUACAUCUUGCAGCCAUCUUCGGGCUUCACAAAGCAACUCCAAUGCUUCUCGACUUCUACGAUGUAAACGCCUUUGACAGAAAUGGAAAUACCCCCCUGUUUUACGCCAUCGAGAACAACCAUUUACCCAUGGUGGAGGCACUAUGUAACAAUGGCGGCGUGGUCGAAUCUACAGUGGAUGGUAAAACGCUUCUAACAUACGCCGCACUACAAGGAAAUGAACCCAUAGCACGACUCUUGCUCGAAAGAAACGCCGACAUAGAUUCGAAGUCUAAUCGUGGAGUGAACGCCGAAGGUAGAACACCGCUGUCUUAUGCCGCCGAGUAUGGGUUUGAAGCUGUAGCGAAGCUACUCCUUGGACAGUCCGCGAAUUUUCAACAGAGGUGUGAGAAAAACGGUCAGCCACCGAUUGCUUAUGCUGCACGGAAUGGACACGAGUCCGUGGUUCGGCUACUUCUCGAGUAUGGCGCUGAAAUUGACCCAAUGGACAAAUGGGGCCAAUCACCGUUAUUUCAUGCUGCUAUGGAGGGACAUGAGUCUACAGUCCGACUACUUAUUAAAAAGGGUGCCGACGUUAACUCAAGAGAUAAAUGGGGUCGGUCGCCCGUAUGGUAUGCUGCCGAGAUAGGACGAUAUUUAUGAUCUAACGCCCUUAUUAUGUGCUGCAAAUGAAAUCAGAAGCACGCAGACAAUGAUACAAUACCUUGUUGAAUGGGGUGCUGAGACUGAGUCACGACGUGCACGUGGCGAGACGCCCUUGCACCU
Molecule: messenger RNA, 2965 nt
Organism: Xylaria bambusicola
Lineage: Eukaryota; Fungi; Ascomycota; Sordariomycetes; Xylariales; Xylariaceae
Exons: 3
Coding region: 146-2842 (898 amino acids)
Molecular function (GO): ATP hydrolysis activity; protein binding
Source: RefSeq, a predicted model, not a curated record